Morus notabilis is the source of this 1167-nucleotide messenger RNA. RefSeq names its product glutamic acid-rich protein. Gene Ontology annotation, cellular component: RNA polymerase III complex. The record is from RefSeq and is a predicted model, not a curated record. The transcript has 9 exons. Bases 262 to 906 code for a protein of 214 amino acids. Gene Ontology annotation, biological process: transcription by RNA polymerase III. Lineage: Eukaryota; Viridiplantae; Streptophyta; Magnoliopsida; Rosales; Moraceae.
UGAAAAAGAGAAUAAACGGUUCUAAAACCCUAAAUCAAUCAAACAACUCUCAACAGCACUCCCGACUUCCCUAUCUUCGCCCACUCCGACGACUGAGCAGCGGCCAUACGGUGACUGAGCAGUGGCACCCUACUUUUUCCGUUCUCCAAUCAGUAUUUCCCCCUUCUUAUUUCUCUUCUUUUUAUUUUCUGUUCUUGCCUUCUACUACAAGAGAGAACAACGUUCCCUUGAGCCCCUUUUUCACCUUUGAAGGCAAGGUAAAUGGCAUAUAGAGGGCGUGGGAGGGGACGUGGAUUUCGAGGUGGAGGCGGUGGUAUUGGAUAUGCUAAGCAGGAGCCCUUCGUUUAUUUUCCGGACGUUGAACUGCCUGAUAUAAAAGGUGUGACUGUGGAAGAAAUGCUAGUCCGUCGAAGUCAGAAGUUGCUUAAUUAUUGGAAAGCCUCUCCUUACUACCUUGAGGCGACCAUUUCAAAGAUUUUUCAUCUUGUUUCAGAGGGACAGAAUGCAGAGAUAGAGAAGGUCUCUGACAGGAACAAAGUUGGUACCACAAUCAAACGAGAUUCUCUUUCGCAAAUUUUAGUGCACAAAAGUUUUCCCGUAGAACUAACUGAAGGUUCAAAGGGAUGGCAGAGUCAGCCUGGUCGAAAGAGAGUUCGGUGGAACCCUGAUUCUGAGUUGCAAAAAUUAGACAUAUUUGAAAAGCUUGAACAGCGUCAGGCACAAAAUGGCAGAGGAGAAAAGGAAAAGAAAGAAGGUGAAAAUGAGGAUGAGGAUGAAGAUGAAGAAAACGAAGAGACUGAAGAAGAGCCCAGUGAUGAUGAUGACUACAAUCAGAAUGUGGACUUUGACGAUGAUGAAGAUGAUUUUAACGCGGACGUUGACGGCGAAGAUGAAAUGACGUAUUAGUAAGCUCCAUGAAGAAUGUUUUGGAUUUUCGCCGCUGAUGUCUUGAAACGAGUUUUGUAGAUACCGGAUCCGUUUCCAACAUAAAAUAACUACCUUUUAUUUUCUUGUAAACCUGAUUUUAUUAUGCUCUUUUCAAAAGAGGCUUCAAAUAAUCAUCAAACGUAACCUUGCUUCUCUUUUUCUUUUCUUUUAUUUGUUUCCUUAUGGUAUUGCCUAUUUCUUGGGGAGGAAGGAAAAUGCCACAGAAAGUUAAAACCACUA